AUGGCCAAAAAGAGGAAGGCAGACCAGAUUGAAUCGGACAAUGUUGCUGAACAGUCGCAACCGGCCCCUACGAGCGACAAAGCCUCCGCAGGCUCAGCGUCGCAAGCCGCCGACGGCCAGAAGCCUGUAAAGAAGUCCAAGUCCAAAGGCCAGUCUCGACAGGAGCGGUCGGAACGAAGAUCUACCAAGAAGCGGAAAACGAAAGAGCAGCCUGAUGCAGACACCCAGGACACCGAGGAAGCCGAUGAAGCCGACGGCGCGGGUAACUUGAUCGAGAACGCAGCGGGCAACGAGCAAGAGCGCGCAGAUGCAUUACAACCAAUAGUAGAGCAACCCGCAACCAAGAAGAAGUCAAAGAAGGAGAAACAGCCAGGUGGGAAGGAGAAACCGAAGGCCGAGGCUCGUUUCAUCGUCUUCGUUGGCAACUUGCCCUACGAUGUGACGGCAGAUCAGAUUCGGCAACACUUCAUCAAGAUUGCACCGAGCAGUGUGCGGCUAACCACGGACAAGCAAACCGGACGCUCCAAAGGCUUUGCGUUCUUGGAGUUUGAUGCUUACGACAAAAUGAAGACGUGCCUCAAAUUGUACCACCAUUCGAUCUUCGACCCGUCAGGCAAAACUGGCGAUGAGGACGGUCAGGAGCCGACGCACGACGAGAGGAAGAAGGGCAGGAAGAUCAAUGUCGAGCUGACGGCCGGCGGAGGAGGAGGGAAGAGCAAAGACCGUAAGGCGAAGAUAAGAACGAAGAACGAAAAGCUGGACGAGGAGAGGGCGAGACAGAGAACCAAGGAGAAGGAAGAGAAGGAGAAAACGGCACACAAGAAGAAAGCAGCUCCUGGCACCGGUGCAAAUGCUGCUGGAGCGAGCGAGUCAGGCGGUCCAGGCAACGGUGCGAUUCACCCAAGUCGAUUGAGGCAAAUGCAACAUUGA
Exophiala viscosa is the source of this 930-nucleotide messenger RNA. RefSeq lists its product as uncharacterized. Lineage: Eukaryota; Fungi; Ascomycota; Eurotiomycetes; Chaetothyriales; Herpotrichiellaceae. Bases 1 to 930 code for a protein of 309 amino acids. The transcript has a single exon. Gene Ontology annotation, biological process: ribosomal small subunit biogenesis. Gene Ontology annotation, cellular component: nucleolus. The record is from RefSeq and is a predicted model, not a curated record. Gene Ontology annotation, molecular function: rRNA binding.